Molecule: messenger RNA, 6415 nt
Organism: Solanum pennellii
Lineage: Eukaryota; Viridiplantae; Streptophyta; Magnoliopsida; Solanales; Solanaceae
Product: 1-phosphatidylinositol-3-phosphate 5-kinase FAB1B-like
Exons: 13
Coding region: 631-5985 (1784 amino acids)
Biological process (GO): phosphatidylinositol phosphate biosynthetic process
Cellular component (GO): endosome membrane
Molecular function (GO): 1-phosphatidylinositol-3-phosphate 5-kinase activity; metal ion binding; ATP binding
Source: RefSeq, a predicted model, not a curated record
AGAAAAAAAGACUAAAAGUCUAGGCAAAAAGUGUAAGAAAAAUGAAAAAGAUGAUUUGACUGGCGUAAAUAUAUUACAGUAUUGUUUUUGUUAUGAUUGGAUAAAAUAGUUUUGUGCGGCGUCACACACAAUCCUCGAAUUGCAUAAACCAUAGCGCAGUAAAACUCAAGUUUUUGUCUUCAUCUGCUCAUCUGUUUCUGCUGAUUGCCGUGAAAAGAAGUGACAAAGAUGGGGUUUUUAAUUCAUUGCGGCUUUUAUGGAUUCCGCGUCGGAGUGAUUUGACGACAGUUGGGUUUUUCUUUUUAUUUUUAUGGAGGAUAGCGUCUUCUUCUUCCUGUGUCUGCGCUCUAUAAAAAAAGGCUUAGGACUUCUGUUGAAUUGAUCAACGUGUGAACUGGUGAUUUGUGUCUUCGUUCCGAGAAUUCCGAUCUGCGGAAGUAUUUGGAGUUGCAGCCUGUUAUUGAGGCAUUAAGUUUUUUUCUGUUCUGUGGUCAACUUGUUAAGGGUUUUAUACUGUUGUUUGGAUCAGAGACAUUUUCUUUAGGGAAAUUUUGGUACAAGGAAUUGGAUAUGAGGGUCGUAACUGAUUGAGAUUAUAGCAAUGAGAGGCACAGAAGGUCUCAUUUGUUGAUGGAUAGGAAAUCCCUUGAUCUUUUAGGGUUGCUGAAAUCGUGGAUCCCUCAGCGGGAUUCUUCUGCUGACGUGUCGAGGGAUUUUUGGAUGCCCGACGAGAGCUGUAGGGUAUGUUAUGAGUGUGAUUCUUUGUUCACAUUGUUUAACCGGAGGCAUCAUUGUCGACUCUGUGGACGUGUUUUCUGUGCCAAGUGCACAUCUAACUCUAUUCCUGUACCACCUCGCGAACCAAGGUUACUACAAGAGGAGUGUGAAAAAGUCAGGGUCUGUCAUUAUUGUUACAAGCAAUGGAAGCAAGGCUUUAAUCUUGCUAUUCAGGUUUCUAACUUGGAUUCCAAUACUUUCCUUUCUGCGGCUAGUUUUAUCAGCGUAAAAUCUAGUGGAACUGGUGACAGUAGUAGCAGUUCCAUUACUUUAGUGCCACAGUCUCCUGUACUUAGUUCAUGCAAAUCAGCAGUAAUGGAAUCUUCUUUGGUCAGACAAAAUAAUGUUGCUACAGCAAAAGGGAGCACUGAUCCUGCUGAUAUAGGGAUCAGGGAUCCAUUGACAAAUCAAUUUUCAUUUUGCACAACUAGGAGUUAUGAUGAAGAUGAUGAGUAUGGUGUUUACCAGUUAGAUUCCCAAGGAAAACAUUAUUCUCAGACUAAUGGAUACUUUAGCUACGAUGACGAUGGUAAGGACUAUGGAUCAAAUAAAGUUCAUCCUAAUGGGGAAGCUACUGAUGAAAAAAGUGUGAGCAGCUUGUCCUCGCAGAAUAAUUUAGAUCCCCAAGCUUCUGAAGAAGUGCAGCAGAUUGUAAAACAGGAUAUUGGUGAUGAAUGUGAAGCUUCAUCAUCCCUAUAUGCUGCGCAAGAUGCUAAUCUGGAACCUGUGGAUUUUGAAAACAGUGGAAUUCUGUGGCUCCCACCUGAACCAGAAGACGAAGAAGAUGAACGGGAUGGAAUGCUGUUUGAUGAUGAUGAUGAUGAUGAUGGAGAUGCUGCAGGAGAAUGGGGAUAUUUACAUGCGUCAAGCAGUUUUGGAAGUGGUGAGUAUAGAGGUAGGGACAGGUCAAAUGAAGAGCAAAAGAACGUAGUCAAGAAUGUUGUUGAUGGCCACUUCAGGGCUUUAGUGUCUCAGCUUAUGCAGGUUGAAAAACUUGUCAUUGGUGAGGAAGAAGACAAAGAGAGUUGGUUGGAGAUAGUUACAUCCCUAUCGUGGGAAGCUGCAACACUUUUGAAACCAGACACUAGCAAAGGUGGGGGAAUGGACCCUGGGGGAUAUGUAAAGGUGAAGUGUAUUGCAUCUGGACAUCGUAGUGACAGUGCUGUGGUGAAAGGAGUUGUCUGCAAGAAAAAUGUAGCUCAUCGGCGAAUGACAUCAAAAGUUGAGAAAGCCCGCAUAGUAAUCCUUGAAGGUGCUCUCGAGUACCAGCGCGUCUCUAACCACUUAUCAAGUUUCGCUACAUUGUUGCAGCAGGAAAUGGAUCAUCUGAAGAUGGCUGUUGCCAGAAUUGAUGCACACAAUCCGGAUGUCCUUCUGGUGGAAAAAUCUGUUUCUCGCUAUGCACAGGAGUACCUCUUGGAAAAAGAUAUAUCACUUGUCUUAAACAUCAAAAAACCAGUCUUGGAGCGUAUAGCUCGCUGCACUGGUGGUCAAAUAGUUCAUUCAGUAGAUCAUCUCUCAUCUCAAAAGAUGGGAUACUGUGACAUGUUUCAUGUUGAGAAGUUUCUGGAAGAACAUGAUACAGCUGGAGAGAUUGGAAAGAAGCUGGUAAAAACACUGAUGUACUUUGAAGGCUGUCCAAAGCCACUGGGGUGCACCAUAUUACUCCGUGGUGCAAAUAGGGAUGAAUUGAAGAAAGUGAAGCGCGUGGUUCAAUAUUCUAUUUUCGCGGCUUAUCAUUUGGCUUUAGAAACAUCCUUUCUUGCUGAUGAAGGAGCUUCUCUUCCUGAACUUCCUUUGGAUUCUCCGAUAACUGUGGCACUUCCAGAUAAGCCAUCAACAAUUGACAGAUCCAUCUCAACUAUACCUGGUUUUAUGAUUCCUGCCGAUGAAAGAACUCUAGGGCCGCUAUCUGGCAGUGAGCCACAAAGGUCAAUGAGUGCUCCACCAACUGACUUGGUCAAGGCUGUCAGCAAAUGUGCACAGAAAAUGGGUGUGUUAGAGUCUCCUGGAUUGUGUGCUACUAAAGACAACUUGUCUUCCUUCUGCAAGCCCUCUCUUGAUCAUGAAUCUGAGACAGGUAUCAUGGAUAUGAUGAAGUGCUCUGAGGUAAAAGCAUCAGUAGCCAACGAUGUCCAAGAUGCCCAUGGAAACAAGUUCCUUUCUACUAGUUUUGGUCCUUCACAGGAGGUUGAUCAAGACAUGUUGUCACAGAGUGUUCAAAAUGAUUGCAAUACUAUGGAUGUGAACCAAGGUGGGGAAGACGCCCCUGAUGAAUUGACUUCUUUGAAGAAAGAGUUCUCUCCAUCUCCAUCCGACAAUCAAAGCAUUUUGGUUUCCUUGUCGUCUCGAUGUGUUUGGAAGGGAACUGUCUGUGAUAAGUCUCGUCUCUUUCGGAUUAAAUACUAUGGUAACGUAGAUAAGCCAUUGGGUCGUUUUCUACGAGACCAAUUGUUUGAUCAAAGUUACAGGUGUCAUUCAUGUGAGAUGCCUUCAGAAGCUCAUGUUCAGUGUUAUACACACCGACAGGGUACUCUAACUAUUUCUGUUAAGAAGCUGCUGGAAGUUCUUUUGCCAGGUGAAAAAGAAGGAAAAAUAUGGAUGUGGCGCAGAUGCCUUAAAUGUCCACGCGAUAAUAAGGGCUUUCCUCCAGCAACUCGGAGAGUAGUAAUGUCUGAUGCUGCUUGGGGCUUGUCCUUAGGGAAGUUUCUAGAACUUAGCUUUUCAAACCAUGCAGCUGCAAGUAGGGUGGCAAACUGUGGUCAUUCAUUACAUAGAGAUUGUCUUCGAUUUUACGGCUUCGGUAAGAUGGUUGCUUGCUUUCGCUAUGCAUCCAUUGAUGUUCACUCAGUAUACCUUCCUCCCUCAAAACUGGAUUUCAACUAUGAGAAUCAGGAAUGGAUACAACAUGAAGUGAAUGAGGUCAUUUUCCGAGCUGAACUUUUGUUCGCUGAGGUUCUUAAUGCAAUUCGGCUUUUGGUAGAGAAGAGAUCUGGGAGACAACUUUACAGCAGCAUUAAUGUACCUGAAGCAAGACGUCAGAUUUCUGAUUUGGAAGGGAUGUUGCAGAAGGAGAAACAAGAAUUUGAGCAGGAAUCUCUCCAGAGAAUUCUGAUGGAGGAAGUUAAAAAGGGGCAGUCUGUUGAUAUUUUGGAGAUCAAUCGAUUGAGAAGACAGCUCCUUUUUCAAUCUUAUGUUUGGGACCACCGUCUAGUAUAUGCAGCCAGUAUGGAUGACAAGAGUCAUUGGUUUAGUGGAGAUGUCACCUCUUUGGAACCUGAGAAACCGUUGGUUUGUGAUGAUAAGUCCACUGACCUGGAUAAUUGUGCUGAUCCCAGCAACUGUCCUAAUAGCUCUGAAUCUGUUCCUGCAAUUUUAAAGGCUGGUGAAAAUGGGGAUGAAGGAAGAAGUGUUGGCCAAAACAGUCACAUGGAUGCUGUUCAUCAAGAAUCUGCAGUUGAUUUUGAUGCUGAUUGUGCAAUCGAAAAACCACCUGGUCUUCCUGUUGCAACAAAAAGUUUCUGCGGAUCACAUCCCGAAGAAUCCAUAUUACAGCGGCGAAGAGCACUAUCCGCUGGGCAGUUCCCAAACAUGGAGAGUUUGUCAGAUACUCUAGAGGCAGCUUGGACUGGUGAAACAACUUCCGGUGUUGUAGUGAUAGAGGGUGAUACCUGUAAAUCUUCUGAACCACUUCUGGUGAAUACACUUACAACUGGAAUGGCUGAAAAAGUGUAUACUGAAGACCAUGGGACUAUGCUGUCUCAAUCUCCUUCUCUUUUAGCCUCUAAAGGCUCUGAAAAUAUGGAAGACGCUGGGAGCUGGUUAGGUGUUUCUUUUAUUAGCUUCUACAGGACGCUGAACAAAAACUUUUUACCAAGUGCUCAGAAACUGGAUCCACUUGGGGGAUAUAAUCCAGUAUACAUUUCAUCAUUUCGGGAGUCAGAUGCCCAAAGUGGAGCAAGAUUGCUCCUACCUGUUGGGGUUAAUGAUACUGUUAUACCAGUGUAUGAUGAUGAGCCCACGAGUAUUAUAUCUUAUGCUCUAGCCUCUCAUGAUUAUCAUGCUCAACUAUCCAGUGAGCUCGAGAAAUCUAAGGAUGCUUCUUUGGACUCUAACUUUUCGUUCCACUCACUGGAUUCCAGUAAUCUGCACUCCCCUCAAUUAGCUGAUGAAAUGGUUUUAGAAUCCUACAGAAGUCUUGGAUCUAUGGAUGAGAGUCUCUUGUCCUUGCCCAUUUCUCGCAGCUCUUUUGAUUUGGAUCCACUCUCAUACACAAAGACACUGCAUGCCAGAGUUUCUUUUGGAGAUGAUGGAUCGCUGGGGAAAGUGAAAUACUCAGUGACUUGUUAUUAUGCAAAGCGCUUUGAAGCCUUGAGGCGGAUAUGUUGUCCUUCAGAGAUGGAUUUCAUAAGAUCUCUUAGCCGCUGUAAGAAGUGGGGGGCCCAAGGAGGCAAGAGCAACGUUUUCUUUGCUAAAACCUUGGAUGAUCGAUUCAUUAUCAAGCAAGUGACAAAGACAGAGCUGGAAUCCUUUAUGAAAUUUGCUCCUGAAUAUUUCAAAUAUCUUUCUGAAUCAAUAAUCACAGGGAGUCCAACUUGUUUGGCAAAAAUUCUGGGGAUCUAUCAGGUGUCAACAAAGCAGCUUAAAGGAGGAAAGGAAUCUAAAAUGGAUGUGUUAGUUAUGGAAAACCUUCUCUUUGGGAGGAAACUGGCAAGGCUUUAUGAUCUGAAAGGUUCUGCAAGGUCUCGUUACAAUCCUGAUUCCAGUGGAAGCAACAAAGUCUUGCUGGAUCAGAACUUGAUUGAAUCAAUGCCAACUUCACCUAUUUUUGUUGGAAACAAAGCAAAAAGACUUUUGGAGCGAGCUGUAUGGAAUGAUACUGCUUUUCUUGCUGCAGUUGAUGUGAUGGAUUACUCACUGUUGGUUGGGGUUGAUGAAGAGAAGAAUGAGCUUGUUGUUGGGAUUAUUGACUUCAUGAGACAGUAUACGUGGGAUAAGCACUUGGAGACUUGGGUCAAGGCCUCUGGGAUCCUUGGUGGACCCAAAAAUGCGUCGCCGACUAUAAUCUCACCUAAGCAGUACAAAAAGAGGUUCCGAAAGGCCAUGACGACCUACUUCCUGAUGGUCCCUGAUCAGUGGUCACCAACAUCUGUUGUUCCCAGUAAAUCGCUGACUAAUUUAUGCGACGAGAACAUGCAAGGUGGAUGAUCUGCCGCGUGAUUUUGUUAAUGCUGUUUGUCAGUAUAUUGAGCACACAAGUGGGUUUAUACAUCUCUCGUAUUUUCGAUUCCCAUUCUUUUGGAACGCAGUUCCAGUUGCGUUCUCACUUGAUUUCUUGUCAGAAAACUGUGAGGCUUGUAUUUCGUUGAAAGUCUCUGCUGCUUAGAAUUCAGGUGUCCCUCCGUGGAUAUAAUGUUGUACAUUUCUUUUGUUUCAUUAAUUUAUUUUUCCUUCCUUUUGUUGGGUAGAAUUCAAUUACAUAUGAGUUCCAAAGGAUCAAUGCCAAUUUUAUAGAAUGCAUGAUUUUGGAACAGGUGUUUUAUUUUUUGUAAUUGUAAUAUUUUAUCUUAGGAUUUCUUCCCGUUGGGUUGAUCUCCAUGUUCACAGAGCUAAUGGAAUUAAGUUUUCAGAGUGUGGA